GUGAGGUCACGCAAUAUGGCGGUGAGGAGCUGAGGGGGGUGAGCGGUUUGCGCUGUGUGGAAUCCGCGGCCAUCCACCUCGGGAGCUGUGGCGGACGCGCUGAGCUUCUCGCUGGCAUCAACCGGAGGACCCAGAGCCACGAUGGCGUCAGGAGCCGCAGGGCUGUGAGGCAGCAGAGCGAGAGCCGGCAGGCCGGGCAGGGCAGCAGAAUCAGGUCGCGGACGAAGCAGGUUGCCACCAUGGAGCUGAGGGUUGGGAACCGGUACCGGCUGGGCCGGAAGAUCGGGAGUGGCUCCUUUGGGGACAUCUACCUGGGAACUGAUAUUGCUGCUGGAGAGGAGGUUGCCAUUAAGUUGGAAUGUGUGAAAACCAAACAUCCUCAGCUUCACAUCGAGAGUAAAAUCUACAAAAUGAUGCAGGGUGGAGUCGGCAUUCCCACAAUUAAGUGGUGUGGAGCUGAAGGGGACUACAAUGUAAUGGUGAUGGAGCUGUUGGGACCGAGUCUUGAAGAUCUCUUUAAUUUUUGUUCAAGAAAAUUUAGUCUCAAGACAGUUCUAUUACUUGCUGACCAAAUGAUAAGUCGAAUUGAAUAUAUUCACUCUAAGAACUUCAUCCACCGAGAUGUGAAGCCAGAUAACUUCUUAAUGGGCCUGGGGAAGAAAGGCAAUCUUGUCUACAUAAUAGACUUUGGACUAGCAAAGAAGUAUCGAGAUGCUCGAACUCACCAGCAUAUUCCAUAUCGUGAAAAUAAAAACUUAACAGGAACUGCCCGUUAUGCAUCCAUCAACACUCAUCUUGGAAUUGAGCAAUCUCGCAGAGAUGACUUGGAGUCCUUGGGCUAUGUACUGAUGUAUUUUAACCUGGGCUCCCUCCCCUGGCAGGGACUGAAAGCAGCAACAAAGAGGCAGAAAUAUGAACGUAUCAGUGAAAAGAAAAUGUCUACACCCAUUGAGGUUUUGUGUAAAGGAUAUCCUUCUGAAUUUGCCACAUACUUGAAUUUCUGCCGUUCUUUGCGUUUUGAUGACAAACCGGACUAUUCCUAUCUAAGGCAAUUAUUCAGAAACCUCUUCCACCGACAGGGGUUCUCCUAUGACUAUGUGUUUGACUGGAACAUGCUGAAAUUUGGGGCAAGCAGAGCGGCUGAAGAUUCUGAACGUGAAAGGCGAGAACGAGAGGAAAGAUUGAGACAUACACGAAAUCCAGCUGUGCGUGGAAUACCCUCCACUGCUUCUGGCAGGCUGAGAGGAGCACAAGAUGUAGCUCCUCCUACUCCUCUUACCCCAACUUCACAUGCUGCCAACACUUCCCCUCGACCUGUAUCUGGUAUGGAGCGAGAAAGGAAAGUGAGUAUGAGAUUGCAUCGUGGUGCCCCAGUCAAUAUCUCGUCAUCUGACUUAACAGGCAGACAAGAUACCUCUCGCAUGUCGACUUCACAGAAUAGCAUUCCUUUCGAACACCAUGGCAAGUAGCUGCUCGUCUCCUUUCGUUGGAAGGCAGCACUGGAUUCCUGCUCGGGUAGCUACCAGUGUUCUCCAGUCUGCUGUGCACCGAUGAAAAUUAAUUUUGCCAUGGAGGGCAGACAAUGCAUGGCUGAUCUCCUAUGUUACCAAUGGCUUUACUAGCAAAAAUACCCUAAACUAGAGUGGAAACGUUACAAUUGGAGUUCUCCAUGUGACUUAAAAGCCACUUGGAGGAACAUAGACAGGCUCCAGCAGCUGCCAUUGCAGGACGCUUUUGCCAGAAACCCAGUGACCUUAAGAGAACCCUGGGGUAACAGGGCUGGAAGAGAAGGAUGGUUUACAAAGUUGGACCGCCUGUUAUCGGAUGGCCAUUUCAAUUUUCCCUCCACAGGCGGCAGACUUUACCCCCUUUGUAUUAUUCUACUGUAACUAUAAAUCUUUUGCUUGGUUUAAAAGGGUUUUUUGUAUAAUUUUGCUAAAAUUAUUGGCUUAAUUCUCUGUAAAGAACUCCUUGCUUUUGUCUGAUUUAAAGAUGUAGAAUAUAAACAAACCUAAAUUAAAGAUGAUGACUUGAAAUUUCUUGUUUAAACAAAAACAAUUAGUCUGGCAGGGAACUUGUAAAUGAAUCAGAACUACGUGACUUUAUUUAAACUGUUUGCUUGUUUCUGUGGUCCCAUUCUGACUAAGAAGGUUAUCUCAUGGAAACUUAAAAACUGUUAGAAUUUUACUUUGCUGUUUGCUGUCUUCAUUCACACUUAACAUUUAACUUCCGUGUUACCCAAAGGAAUUUUUAAGUAUUUGUUCCUUUUCAUAAAAGAGAACUAAAUACCCUGCAGAAGAGUCUAAGUAUAGUAGAGAUGGUAAUAAUGGAAGGUUGUUUUUUUUAGGGGGCGUUGGGGGUUGGUUUUUUUGGGUGGUUGGUUGGUUUCCUUUACAGUAUAUGAAGGGCAAAGUGAAAAACUGGCAUUUAAGGGAUUUAUAAUUUGAAAGCUUGUCCAGUGUCUCUGCUUAUUUUGGGUAGAUGGAUAGUUUCAGACUUGGUUUUUACUGGUAAAUUUUGCUUCCUGCACUCAGGCUGGUUAGCUUGGAGGGUAUCGUAAGUCAAAAAUAAAUGCUGAUACUGAGUCUUCAGUGAAUUUGCACUUUUCAUUCUUCAUCUACAUCUUUAAAAAUAAAUAAAUAGUUUCAGGCCUUCUGUUUCAUGCCAAGACUCAAAGGAUAAAUUAUUUUCUAAAAGCAGACAAACAAAGCAAACCAUUCUUGCUGUGAAAUCCUGAGAAUUUUUGCAAUUCAGAUGCAUGCCAUAUUUUAUUCUCAACUGUAUUCAGCCUGAGUAUACCCUGAAUCAUUAGCUAGGAAUGAGUGAUUCAAGAUGCUUAGGUAAUCAAAAAAACUGUUGCAGGUACUGUUAGCACCUGUUGCUUAUGGAAUGUGGGAGACUGUUCAUAUUGUUCAUUGCUGUAAAUGGUAUCAUAAAAUAUACCUGAAACAGUCUCAUAAAAGUAGGUAUUCUGUCCUCAAAGAACUUGAAACAGUAUCAGAAGUACUGUUUGUAUGGCUGUGACUGAAGUAAUGAGAAGUUCCAGAUUGGAAAUGAAAGUAUAUAUGGAGCUUUUGUUUGAACAGUUUAGGGUAUUUUGAAGGGGAGUGGGAGGGGGGAACAAACCCCAAAACCAAAUAAAACCAAAGCAAAUGAAAAUCUUUUUUGUAAGGCCUGUUGGUCUUCAAAUUUUAUGAUGAGUAGUUUUUAUUGUUUUGGUGUUUACAAAUUCUUUUCUGCCCCUCUCAAAAGUCCAUGUUAAGUAUUAGUAACAUCAUCUACUCACUUGUGUGUAUUCUGGGUGUGACUCCGGAAACCUGUGUUUGGGGAGAGUAUAAUGGAAAAGCUUAAAAGUUCGAUCCAUGGAUAAGUUUGCGUAAGGUAUUUCCUCAGUUGUUAUAAACUUCAAUAUUCUAGGCAUGUGCACUACCAUUUGGACAGUUUUACACUUCACUGUGCUUUCUUUGUAAAUAUCUGUGGUCUAUAAUGUACCGUUAGAGGGACUUACAAAGGCAGCCUCUUUAUUCUCUCUGUAUCUAGAACAUUAGAUUGCUGUACUAUACUUAAAAGUUGACUGCAGACUUCUAGAACUGUACUCACUUGUGGGCAAUUUUUGUCCUUCGUAAUAGUUAAAUUUCACGAUGCAGAAAAUAGUUAGACUGUCUAUAUAAACCUGUGUAUUGGAAACCAGUAUCUGGGAAUACUUCAUUUGUACUACCACUGUAUUUGUGUACUUUAACAAUUGUGUAAAUACAUUCGUAACAACUUCUGUU
Melopsittacus undulatus (budgerigar) is the source of this 3773-nucleotide messenger RNA. It is a transcript of the gene CSNK1D, whose product is annotated as casein kinase 1 delta. The record is from RefSeq and is a predicted model, not a curated record. Gene Ontology annotation, cellular component: cytoplasm; nucleus; spindle microtubule. The coding region runs from base 240 to 1469 and encodes 409 amino acids. Lineage: Eukaryota; Metazoa; Chordata; Aves; Psittaciformes; Psittaculidae. Gene Ontology annotation, molecular function: ATP binding; protein serine/threonine kinase activity. The transcript is spliced from 10 exons. Gene Ontology annotation, biological process: regulation of circadian rhythm; signal transduction; endocytosis.